ACACAGAAAAAAUUGAGGAAAAUCUCAGUAUAAACUUGAAAUUUCAUCACCCUGCUCCGUCUUCUUCUUCGUGAUUCAGUUCUUUUGUUGCCUUUUGCUUCUGAAAAAUUUCACUCUGCUUUCAGGGGUUGUUUCUGGGUUGAUCGCACUUCUGAUUUGUUGAGAUAAACAUGCCGAGGAACGCAAUUUCUGACGAUGAAGAUGAUCAUGAGCUUGAGGAUGAGGACGGAGAGCCAGUUCAUGGAGAUCCUGUGGAACACGGUGACGAUGAUGAUGAAGAAGAUGAUGAUGACGUUGGGAAUGAGUAUGAGAAUGAUGGGUUCAUAGUGGGAGAUGAAGAUGAGGAAGAAGAACAAGAGGAGGAUGAAGAAAGGCAAGAUAGCGAUGAGGAAAAGCAGAAAAAGAAGAAGAGGCGAAGAAAAAAGGACGAAGAUCUUGAUGAAGAUGAUUAUCUGCUUCUCCAAGAUAACAACGUCAAAUUCCAAAAGAAGAAGUAUAAGCGGUUGAAAAAAGCUCAAAGGGAAAGGGAAAAUGGCCAGGGGGGAUCAUCUGAUGAUGAGUUUGCUGGAAGUGGUGGAGCUAGAAGAAGUGCUGAGGAUAAAAUCAAAGACGGGCUGUUUGAUGAUGAUGUUGAUGAUCUACCUGAUGAUGUAGGCGAUGAGGAAGAUUUAGUUGUGGAAGAAGAUGUAGUUGGGAGUGACGACGACAUGGCAGAUUUUAUUGUAGAUGAAGAUGAAGGGCAAGGUCUCCCUAAGAGGGGGCACUCAAAGAAAAAUAAAUUUAGGCAGGGAUCAGAUAUGAAUGCUAUGCGAGAUGCUAAUGAAAUAUUUGGUGAUGUUGAUGAACUUUUGACUAUUCGCAAAAAGGGUUUGGCAUCUAGUGAAAGGAUGGAAAGAAGGCUCGAAGAUGAGUUUGAACCAACUGUUCUCUCUGAGAAGUACAUGACGGGGCAAGAUGAUGAAAUCCGCCAGCUUGAUAUCCCCGAGAGAAUGCAGAUAUCUGAAGAAAGCACUGGAAGCCCUCCCGUAGAUGAAAUUAGCAUUGAGGAAGAGAGUAAUUGGAUAUAUGCCCAACUUACUUCUCUACUUAAAGAAUCUGAUGGACAAGGUUUUCAUAGUUUUGAAGAGAGGGGUUUCUCGGUUAACAAGGAUGACAUUGCAAAAUUUUUGGAGCUACAUCAUGUGCAGAAAUUAGAGAUACCGUUUAUAGCUAUGUAUCGAAAGGAGCAAUGCCGGAGCUUGUUGGACACUGCUGAUGUUGAUAGCGCCAAUCAAGAUAAGAAACCUGAGACUAAGUGGCAUAAGGUCUUCUGGAUGAUUCAGGACUUGGAUAAAAAAUGGCUCCUUCUUCGAAAAAGGAAAAUGGCGCUGCAUGGAUACUAUACAAAACGUUACGAAGAAGAGUCUAGGAGGGUCUAUGAUGAAACUAGGCUUAAUCUAAAUCAGUAUCUUUUUGAAUCAGUCAUUAAGUCUCUUAAAGUUGCAGAAACAGAAAGAGAAGUUGAUGAUGUAGAUUCGAAGUUCAACUUGCAUUUUCCUGCUGGUGAAAUUGGUGUUGAUGAAGGGCAAUACAAGAGACCGAAAAGAAAAUCACAAUAUAGCAUCUGCAGCAAAGCGGGCCUCUGGGAGGUUGCCAACAAAUUUGGGUAUAGUGCUGAGCAAUUGGGACUUGCAUUGUCCCUGGAAAAAUUGGUUGAUGAACUUGAGGACGCAAAGGAAACACCAGAGGAGAUGGCAAUGAACUUUGUGUGUGCAAUGUUUGAAGACCCUCAAGCUGUUCUGAAGGGUGCACGGCAUAUGGCUGCAGUUGAGAUAAGUUGCGAGCCAUCUGUCAAAAAGUAUGUCCGUGGCAUUUAUAUGGAGAAUGCAGUAGUCUCAACAAGUCCAACAGCAGAUGGAAAUACAGUAAUAGAUUCAUUCCAUCAGUUUUCUGGGAUAAAGUGGUUACGUGAAAAGCCAUUGAGCAAGUUUGAGGGUGCACAAUGGCUUCUCAUUCAAAAGGCAGAAGAGGAGAAACUUCUUCAAGUAACCUUCAAGCUGCCUGAGAAUCACAUGAAUAGGCUAAUUAGCGACUGCAAUGAACAUUAUCUAAGUGUUGGUGUUAGUAAGUAUGCUCAACUCUGGAAUGAGCAAAGAAAGUUGAUUCUGGAGGAUGCACUUCAUACUUUUCUUUUGCCAUCGAUGGAGAAAGAAGCAAGAUCCUUGUUGACUAGCAGAGCAAAGAGUCGGUUGCUUUCAGAGUAUGGACAGGCUUUGUGGAAAAAGGUUUCCGCGGGGCCAUAUCAAAAGAAAGAAAUGGACAUUAGCUCAGAUGAGGAGGCUGCACCUAGGGUCAUGGCAUGUUGUUGGGGACCUGGAAAGCCACCAAAUACGUUUGUGAUGCUGGAUUCAUCGGGAGAGGUGCUUGAUGUGCUCUAUGCUGGAUCCCUCACAAUACGAAAUCAAAAUGUCAACGACCAGCAACGUAAAAAGAAUGACCAAGAUCGUGUUUUAAAGUUUAUGAUGGACCACCAACCGCAUGUUGUGGCUUUAGGAGCUGUCAAUUUGUCUUGUACUCGUCUGAAAGAUGAUAUUUAUGAGGUCAUAUUCCAGAUGGUGGAGGAAAAGCCUAGAGAUGUUGGACAUGGAAUGGAUGAUUUAAGCAUUGUUUAUGUAGAUGAAUCGCUUCCUAGACUAUAUGAAAAUUCUCGAAUCUCGGGUGAACAGCUACCUCAGCAGUCAGGGAUCGUGAAACGUGCGGUUGCUCUUGGACGCUAUCUCCAAAAUCCACUAGCAAUGGCUGCUACUUUAUGCGGUCCAGGUAGGGAAAUUUUGUCUUGGAAGCUUCAUCCCUUAGAGCAUUUUCUUCAGGCAGACGAGAAGUAUGGAAUGGUUGAGCAGGUUAUGGUUGACAUAACAAACCAGGUUGGAAUCGACAUUAAUUUGGCAGCUAGCCAUGAGUGGUUUUUUUCCCCUUUACAGUUCAUUUCUGGACUUGGGCCUAGGAAAGCUGCAUCAUUGCAGAGGUCGCUUGUAAGAGCUGGUUCAAUAUUUGUUCGCAAGGACCUGAUAAUGCAUGGGCUUGGUAAAAAGGUUUUUGUAAAUGCAGCCGGUUUUUUGCGCAUUCGCAGGAGUGGACUGGCUGCUAGUAGCAGUCAGUUUAUUGACUUAUUGGAUGACACCCGAAUACAUCCCGAGUCAUAUAGUCUUGCCCAAGAAUUAGCUAAAGAUAUUUAUGAUCAAGAUGUCAGAGGUGACUCAAAUGAUGAUGAGGAUGCAAUAGAGAUGGCAAUAGAGCAUGUGAGAGAUCGUCCAGGCUCUUUGAGAAAAGUGGUCCUUGAUGAGUAUCUUGCCAGCAAGAAAAGGGAGAAUAAGAAGGAAACCUAUAGUAAUAUCAUGAGAGAAUUAAGCUGUGGUUUCCAGGAUUGGCGGAUACCGUUUAAAGACCCAAGUCCAGAUGAAGAAUUUUAUAUGAUUUCAGGUGAAACUGAAGACACCAUAGCUGAGGGAAGAAUUGUGCAGGCUAGUGUUCGGAGAUUACAGGGUGGAAGAGCCAUAUGUGUAUUAGAUUCUGGGUUAACUGGGAUGCUUACGAAGGAAGAUUUCUCAGAUGAUGGGAGAGAUAUUGUUGAGUUAUCGGACCGACUGAAAGAAGGCGAUAUCCUGACAUGCAAGAUCAAAUCGAUUCAAAAGGAGAGGUAUCAGGUGUUCCUUGUUUGCAAAGAAAGUGAAAUGAGAAACAACAGACACCAGCAUAACCAGAAUGUGGAUGCCUAUUAUCAUGAGGAUAGAAACAGUCUCCAGCUUGUAAAAGAGAAAGCUCGAAAGGAAAAAGAGCUAGUGAGAAAGCAUUUUAAGUCUCGGAUGAUUGUCCAUCCUCGCUUUCAGAAUAUCACUGCGGACCAAGCAACAGAGUAUUUGUCUGACAAAGACUUUGGAGAAAGCAUUGUUCGUCCAAGUGCUCGAGGACUCAAUUAUUUAACUUUGACGCUCAAGAUUUAUAAUGGAGUUUACGCUCACAAAGAGAUAGUUGAAGGUGGGAAAGAAAACAAGGACAUCACUAGCCUACAGUGUAUUGGGAAAACCCUUAAAAUUGGAGAGGACACCUUCGAAGAUCUAGAUGAGGUGAUGGAUCGAUAUGUUGAUCCUUUGGUAUCUCAUCUUAAGACAAUGCUCAACUAUCGGAAAUUCCGAAAGGGGACCAAAUCAGAAGUUGAUGAUCUUCUUAAGAUCGAGAAGGGCGAAAAUCCUUCAAGAAUAGUUUACUGCUUCGGGAUUUCUCAUGAACAUCCAGGCACCUUUAUACUAUCUUAUAUAAGGAGUACAAAUCCACAUCAUGAGUAUAUAGGCCUAUAUCCUAAGGGAUUUAAGUUCAGGAAAAGGAUGUUUGAGGACAUUGAUAGGCUUGUGGCAUACUUCCAGAGGCAUAUUGAUGACCCAUUGCAGGAGUCAGUGCCAUCAAUCCGGUCUGUUGCUGCCAUGGUACCGAUGAGAAGCCCAGCUGACCGUGGCUCAUCUGGGGGAAGUGGUUGGGGUAGUUCUCAGAAUGAAGGAGGCUGGAAAGGAAACUCAGAUCGCUCAGGCUCAGGGAGGGGUGGUGAUUACAGAAAUGGUGGUGGACGUGAUGGCCAUCCAAGUGGAGCGCCAAGGCCAUUUGGUGGUCGCGGUCGUGGUCGAGGCAGAGGACGAAGAGAUGAUAUGAACGGUGAUAGACAAGAUGGAAAUGGAGAUUGGGGUAAUAAUGAUACUGGAACUGGAGAUGGAGGUUGGGGAAGUAGUGGUGGUGGCGGUGGCGGUUGGGGAAGCGAGUCUGCUGGUAAAAAGAGCGGUGGUGCAGGUGGCUGGGGUAAUGAGUCUGGUGGUGGCAGUACUGGUGGUUGGGGAAGCGAGCCUGCUGACAAAAAGAGUGAUGGUGCGGGCGGCUGGGGUAGUGGAUCCGGUGGUGGCGGAGGUUGGGGAAAUGAUUCUGGCGGUAAAAAGAGCAGUGAGGAUGGUGGUUGGGGAAAUGGUUCUGGCGGAAACGCAUCUGGUGGUAAAAAGAGCAGUGCAGAUGGCGGUUGGGGAAACGAGUCUGGUGCUAAAAAGAGCGACGGAGAUGGCGGUUGGGGGAAUGAACCCAGCAGUCGAAAGAGCGAUGGCGGCGGCGGUGGUGGUGGAUGGUGAGGAACACAACCGCAGCUUCAACAAUGUUUGGUUGGGUAAUUAAAAAUUGCAAAGGCUAAGACAAAGACAUAAAACACAUUAGUAGUUAAAUCUGCUUUGUUCUUAAUCUUUUCUUUUUGUCUUAACUUGAUGGUAUUAGUAUCGGUUAUGUAUUGUCCGACUUUUUUUUACUUUCCUGUUUCCAAGAAACUCUUUCAAGCGAUGCUUACAUUAACAUCGAUGAAGUAAAAAAAAAAGGUUCGAGA
Molecule: messenger RNA, 5386 nt
Organism: Capsella rubella
Lineage: Eukaryota; Viridiplantae; Streptophyta; Magnoliopsida; Brassicales; Brassicaceae
Product: transcription elongation factor SPT6 homolog
Exons: 17
Coding region: 171-5141 (1656 amino acids)
Biological process (GO): nucleosome organization; positive regulation of transcription elongation by RNA polymerase II; mRNA transcription by RNA polymerase II
Cellular component (GO): transcription elongation factor complex
Molecular function (GO): nucleosome binding; histone binding; nucleic acid binding
Source: RefSeq, a predicted model, not a curated record